AUGAAUAAUAAAAAUGUGAUUGUAGAUAUUCAGGGAUGGCUGGGUUAUGACAAUGUAUAUACAGUCGAGCCAAUUGGUAGAUGUGGCGGUUUAGCUCUGUUUUGGAAGAAGGGAGUAGAGAUUGACUUUCUGUUUGUAAAUAAGAAUGUCCUAGAUGUUGAAGUGGUAAUGGGGGAAGCGAAGUUCUUUCUCUCUUGUGUAUAUGGUAACCCAAAUAGCAGUUUCAGGAAUGAAGUUUGGGAAAGGCUUUCUCGGAUUGGUAUUCCUAGGAAACAAGGAUGGUGUAUGGUAGGAGAUUUCAACGAAAUCUUACACAAUGGCGAGAAACUGGGGGGUCCAAGAAGAAGUGAAGCAUCCUUUGUUGAUUUUAGGGAUAUGUUAAAGUGCUGUGAGAUGUCAGAAUUGAUCAGUGUAGGGAAUGGCUUUACUUGGGGUGGUAGAAGGGGAGAUCUAUGGAUUCAGUCUUUCCUAGACAAGAAAGGGUCUGAUCAUAGGCCUGUUUUGGUUAAAUUGAUCUCUUCUCAAGAAGUUUACAGAGGAAGCUUUAGAUUUGAUAAGAGGAUGCUUCACAAACCUUUGGUCAAAGAGACUAUUAAACAGGCAUGGCAGGCCUCUUCAUCCCUCUUUGGUCAAAAGACUUCUGAAAGAUUAAGAAGAUGCAGAAAGUCCUUGAGUAAAUGGAAAAGAAACAAUGUUACUAACUCACAGGUAAAGAUCAAUAGGAUUCAAGAGGCCAUUGAGGAAGAGCAUGCUCUUCUACGGCCGUCUUUCCCAAGAAUGGCUUAUCUUAAAAGAGAAAUGGUUUAUGCCCACAGAGAAGAAGAGAGCUAUUGGCAACAAAAAACAAGACACAAGUGGCUGCAUUCUGGAGAUAAAAACACAAAAUUCUUCCAUGCUUCAGUCCAUGCUGAAAGAACGAAGAAUAAUCUUGAUAGGCUGAUGGAUGAGGAAGGGAAAAUUCAUAAAUCAGAGGCGUCCAAGGGUGACGUGGCUGCUCGUUACUUCCAACAAUUAUUCUCUUCUUCUUAUCCUGGGGAGAUCGAUCUCAGGUUCUUUCAAAAUUUUGAACCUAGAGUUUCUGAUGAGAUGAAUUCUUGUCUGGUUGCUGAAGUCACAAAAGAUGAAAUUAGAGCGGCGGUUUUUGCUAUUAAACCUUCUAGUGCUCCUGGUGCUGAUGGUAUGACAGGUCUCUUUUUUCAACAAUACUGGGACAUUAUUGGGGAGCAGGUUACAAAGGAUGUAAUGAGGUUCUUUAAGGAGGGGAUUUUUGAGAAAGAAUGGAAUUUUACUCAAUUAUGCCUUAUUCCAAAGAAAGUCAAUGCUUCCUCGAUGGCUGACAUGAGACCGAUAAGUUUGUGCUCAGUAAUGUACAAGAUUAUAUCUAAGAUCAUGGUCUCAAGACUCAAGCCAUUACUAGCUGAGAUAGUGUCCCCAAAUCAAUCCGCUUUUGUGCCAGAAAGGCUUAUCUCGGACAAUAUCAUCAUAGCUCAUGAAGUUGUACACAGUCUAAGGACACAUGCCUCCACUUCGAAAGAGUUCAUGGCGAUCAAGACAGAUAUGUCUAAGGCUUAUGAUAGGGUUGAGUGGAGUUAUUUAAAGGUUUUACUUGGAGCUUUGGGGUUUCAUGCACAAUGGAUUGAUUGGAUAAUGAUGUGUGUGACUACGGUUUCUUACACGGUGUUGAUCAAUGGUCAGGCCUUUGGAAUGGUGGAACCACAAAGAGGUUUGCGUCAAGGAGACCCUCUGUCUCCAUUUUUAUUUGUCUUAUGCACAGAGGGACAGACUCACAUGUUAAACAGAGCCGAGACGGAAGGGAGUUUGAAUGGGCUGCAGUUCUCUCCUGAGGGACCCUCAAUUCAUCAUCUCCUAUUUGCUGAUGAUAGUUUGUUUGUGUGUAAGGCAAACGAAUAUCAGUGUGAAGCUAUUCUUCAAGUGCUGGAGGUUUAUGGAAGGGCCACUGGGCAACUCAUUAACUUUGAUAAAUCCUCUAUCACUUUUGGGGCCAAGGUUGAUGAUAGUAUGAAAGAGAGAAUCAGGACCAAGACCAAGAUAACUAAGGAGGGAGGAGCUGGAUCUUACUUGGGGCUCCCUGAAUGCUUUAGUGGAUCGAAUAUUGAUAUGCUGGACUACAUCAAUGAAAGAAUGAAAAACAGGUUUUCGGGCUGGUUUGCUAGAUCUUUGUCUCAAGGUGGAAAAGAGAUCCUAAUUAAAUCUGUUGCGAUGGCGAUGCCGGUUUAUGCUAUGUCGUGCUUUAAACUUCCAAAAGCGACUUGUGUCACAUUAUCAAGUGCAAUGUCAGAUUUCUGGUGGAAUACUAUGGAGAAUAAGAGGAAGAUCCAUUGGGUAGCUUGGAACAAAAUGUGCCUUCCUAAAGAUCAAGGGGGUCUCGGUUUCAAGGAUAUAGAGAUUUUUAAUCAAGCCUUGUUAGCUAAGCAGGCCUGGAGACUCCUACAUUAUCCAGAUAGUCUUUUUUCCAGGUUCAUGAAGAGUAGAUAUUUCGAAGACGAGCAGUUCUUGGAGGCCUCUAAAGGCAACAGACCUUCUUUUGCUUGGAGAAGUAUUCUGUUUGGGAGAGAACUGUUGGAAAAGGGUUUAAGACAGUGGAUAGGAGAUGGAGAGGCGACUUAUGUGUGGACCAGCCCUUGGAUAAUGGAUGGGAGAAUGAGAGCCCCAUUCAUGAAAAACAUUUUGGUGAAUGUGGACAUGAAGGUAAAAGAGCUCAUUGAUCCUAGCCUGAAGUAUUGGGAUUUGGAUGCUCUAAAUGAGCAUUUUUUUACCAAAGAUAUCGAGAUAAUCCUUAAGAUGAAACCAGUGGUCUCUUCCCCGGAUUUUAUGUGCUGGCAACAUAAUAAAAGUGGCGAAUACUCAGUAAAAUCCGGCUAUUGGUUGGCAUCACAAAAGCAGAACGCAGAGGCUAUACAAGAAGCUACAUGGCAACCUUCCCUAAAUGCUAUAAAGAAUAAGAUAUGGGAAUGUCAAGCUCCGACUAAGAUCAAGUUGUUCUUGUGGAAAACAAUGAAUGGGGCAAUCCCGGUGGCUGAAAGACUGAUGUCUAGAGGAAUCAAAACGGAUCUGAGAUGUCAAAUCUGUGGAGUGGAAGGUGAAUCGAUUAACCACGUCCUCUUUGGCUGUUCUCUAGCAAGACAGGUUUGGGCCCUUUCUGACAUUCCCUCACCAGAAAAUGGAUUCCAUCCUAGUUCCCUUUAUCAGAACUUGGAUUAUGCUCUGAACAUUGCAAAGAAUGAUGUGGGUGAAGGUAAUGUAAGAAGAUCUGUCCCUUGGACCCUAUGGCUAUUAUGGAAAAAUCGGAACUCUCUAGUUUUUGAAGGAAUGACUUUCAUGAUAAAGGAGAUGGUUAGGAAGAUUAGGGAGGAUACUGAUCUUUGGUUUUUAGCCCAACAAGUUGAACAAGAGGAAGUAAGUGGUGAGGUUGCAAAGUCCACAAUCUAUAAGAAUUCUUGGCGACCUCCGGAUAAGCCAUGGCUCAAAUGUAACAUUGCCUCCUUGUGGGAUAAAGAGAAGAAAAGAGGAGGAGCUGCUUGGGUUCUCAGAAAUUCUGAAGGUACAGUUCUUCUCCACAGUAGAAGAAGCUUUAGUUUCAUGGACUCAAAAAAUGAUGCAGAGAUUUGCUGUUGGCGUUGGGCGAUUGAGAGUAUGAGAAGCCUCAAAGUUAUAAGAGUCAUCUUUGCAGUGGAAGCAAAGGACUUAGUGGAUGCGGUUUCUAGACCUCAUGCAUGGCCAGCCUUCAAGUAUCAAUCGGAAGUUAUUUUAGGUGAUCUAACUCAGAUUCCUUUUUGGAGAUUACUUAAAGAAAAUAAAAGUGCUAACAAAGGAGCUUUCCUUAUUGCUCAAAGUGUGAUAAGAGAGGAUCGUAGCCAAUCAUACGUAGCAUCAAGCUACCCUUCAUGGCUUCAUGAGGUGUUCACCGAAGAGAUGUACAUUACAUAA
Capsella rubella is the source of this 3948-nucleotide messenger RNA. RefSeq lists its product as uncharacterized. NCBI's taxonomy places the organism in Eukaryota, Viridiplantae, Streptophyta, Magnoliopsida, Brassicales, Brassicaceae. Bases 1 to 3948 code for a protein of 1315 amino acids. The record is from RefSeq and is a predicted model, not a curated record. The transcript has 2 exons. Gene Ontology annotation, molecular function: nucleic acid binding; RNA-DNA hybrid ribonuclease activity.